UUGGUUGUUGCAGAUGCUGAGACUCUGCCCCCAAUGAUUGGGACCACAUAGAGAGGUCUGGAUGCUGCACGGACUAGAGGACUGUGAACAAAAGUGUUACGGACCAGCUCAGCCAUGAGAGCCCAGAUCGAAGUGAUUCCGUGUAAGAUAUGCGGGGACAAAUCCUCUGGAAUUCACUAUGGAGUUAUAACGUGUGAAGGAUGCAAGGGAUUUUUUAGAAGAAGUCAACAGGGCAAACCGCUUUACUCCUGCAGUCAGCAACAAAGCUGCCAGAUUGACCGCUCCAGCAGAAACCGCUGCCAACACUGCCGGCUUCAGAAAUGUAUUUCCCUUGGAAUGUCACGGAACGCUGUAAAGUUUGGCCGAAUGUCCAAGAAACAGCGUGAAAUCUUACAAGCCGAGGUUCAGAAGCAUCGUCUGAGAGAGCAGAGAACAGAAAUGCCAACCAAUCCUUGCAGUUCUGACUCUCAAGACAUGGAGCAACCAAAUGUCUCACCAAGGCUAUCUGAAGCCUAUAGCACCACAACGUGGAGCAGUCAGAACAAAUGGGAGUCCUCCUGCUCCGUACAUUCCAACCCACCAUCUAAAGCACAACUUCAGAGGGAUAACAUCCUUCACCAGCCUCACAACUCAGAGAAGUCAUCAGUGGAGGCCACAUAUAGGAAGAUCUACUUCAGAGACCAACAACUUCAUGUGGAACAUGCAAGAGCUAGUGUGUACCAAAGACUGCAUGCCAUCCAAAGCCCAGAUUCCUAUUGUAGCCUAAACUUUGGCAACUCACUACCCUCAGAAUUUGUGAUGUCCGUCACAGAGCUAGACUUGCUGAUACAAAACGUAGUUUUAGCACAAGGAGAGACUUGUCGAUUCCACCAAGAGAAUCUGCAGGUUUUGAGGUGGGAGACCUAUUCACCAGAGGAGGUGUUGAGCUUUCAGCAGAAGCCCAUGGACCAUAUGUGGGAGCGUUGUGUUUGUCAUGUCACAGAAGCCAUUCAAUACAUUGUGGAAUUUGCCAAACGGCUCAGCGUCUUCAUGGAGCUGAAUCCAAAUGAUCAGAUUGUCCUCCUGAAAGCUGGAGCCAUGGAGGUCCUUUUGAUCAGAAUGAGCCGUGCAUUUAACUGUUACAACAGCACCGUGUUUUUUGAGGGCAAGUAUGCCCCGCUGGAGAUCUUCCAAUCACUGGGGUGCAGUGAUUUGAUUGGUUCAAUGUUUGAUCUUUGCCACUCCCUGUGUGCCCUCAAUCUGUCGGAACAUGAAAUGGCAUUUAUCAGCUCAAUGAUUCUUCUUGAUCCAAGCCGUCCCUGGCUGCAAGACAAACAGAAAGUAGAGAUUCUCCAUAAAAAGCUGGAUCAUGCCUUCAGAUAUCUGCUCCGUACAAGCCUCCGAGAGUCAAUCCUCUCCAAGCUCCCACAGAAAGGACGUCUCCUUAGCAUAUGUCAGUUGCACAUGGAGAAACUGAACAUCUUCCGACAGAUGUACCCAGGAAUAGCAUGUGAGAGAUUCCCUCCUCUCUACAAAGAGCUAUUUAUCUCCGAACCAGAGAUUUUGUGAGAGAGACCACAAGCCCCAGAACCUUCUCUUUCUACCUCUAACUCUCUGUUCCCAGAUUAAGCACUUGCACUGUCGUUCAAAGGAUGACCUUACCCAAAGGACCAAACAAGAUGCCUCCAAGGGCACUGAUAUCCAGACUAUCCUUGCCGCCAGAACCUGCACCCUGCCAAACACAGAUUCGGCAUUUAGAGAGAGGGAGCUUUAACUCCGACUUGAACAGUGCUUCUGCAUUUGGCAUUCCAGAGGGAAAAUUUUAAUAAGAUCAGAAAUCUGGUAUGAUCAAUUUGUAGCUGUCCUUAAUAAUAGCCUCCAUUAUCCUAGCCAAGGAUGAUGAGAGCUUUAGUCCAACAAGCACGCUUUAAAGAAAAGAGAAUUCUGAUAUAUUCCCAGGCUGAGGAAGUCUGCAUUGGAGUGCACUGAACUCUCAUUUGACAGGAAAGGGUUGCUAAAGAAUAUAUAUAUAUAUUUUUUAACAUUACCUAUAAUAUAUUCCAGAAUGUGUCAAUUGGCCUUGUAGCUGUAAAACGAGCAUUAAAUAUUGAGCUAUAUGCACAUGAGACUUGAUCACGAGAGCUUUUGAUUUACUUUAGGAAGUUACCGAGGUUAUAUGGUAUAAUAUUCUCUCCAGGAUGGUCUGCAGCUGCUGUUUGGACCACACUGAAAUGAUGUUUAACUUGGCUGCCUGAUAAUAAGCUAUAUACAGACUGCCUUUGUAU
Messenger RNA from Pelobates fuscus (common spadefoot toad), 2264 nucleotides. RefSeq names its product nuclear receptor ROR-gamma-like. The coding region runs from base 115 to 1548 and encodes 477 amino acids. The transcript has 10 exons. Gene Ontology annotation, biological process: regulation of transcription by RNA polymerase II. Gene Ontology annotation, cellular component: nucleus. NCBI's taxonomy places the organism in Eukaryota, Metazoa, Chordata, Amphibia, Anura, Pelobatidae. Gene Ontology annotation, molecular function: zinc ion binding; oxysterol binding; RNA polymerase II cis-regulatory region sequence-specific DNA binding. The record is from RefSeq and is a predicted model, not a curated record.